This is a messenger RNA of Eruca vesicaria subsp. sativa (arugula), 462 nucleotides long. NCBI's taxonomy places the organism in Eukaryota, Viridiplantae, Streptophyta, Magnoliopsida, Brassicales, Brassicaceae. The record is from the annotation of a GenBank genome assembly.
AUGGAUCAUAUGGUAACUGCAUUGGCCAAGACCUUUAAAUCUCCAGUAGUUGACACCAUUCAGUCUCUUCCUCAACACCAGCAAAUCAUAGUCUGUUCUGCAGCAAAGGCCUUUAGAGGAAGCAAAAAAGACAGAACCCUUGCAGAGAUUCAGCUCCUCGCUGAUCUAAGUUUGAAGAAGAUGCUUCAGCUUAUUGAGUUGGUGGAGGACAACGAGGUUUCACCAAGUCGAAUUUUGCAUGAUGAUUUUGAUACUCCUGCAAGCUUCAGGGACGCAAAUUUCUUCGUUAUUAAGUCAUAUAGCAAGGAUAAUGUCUACAAGAGCAUAAAGUAUUGUGUCUGGGCAAGCACUAAAAACGGAAACAAAAAGUUAGAUGCUGCCUAUCGUGAAGCAAAUACUAAAGAAGUGGCAUGCUCAGUCUUUCUGUUGUUCUCGCUCAACCCGUUGAGUUUUGAUCUUUAA